AUGCCAUUAGAGAUAGUUGUUAAUGAUGCCAGAGAUAUUAAGAAGACUAAGACGAGAUUGGAGGAGGAAGGAUUGUUUGUGAAGCCCAUCUAUAGAGAUGGGGAGCUGAGUAUUAUAAAGACCAAAAUAGAAUCUCAGGACAUCUUGGAGGGGAUGUUUCCACGUAUGAAAUUUAGACACUAUCUUCUCGAUGGCAAAAGCAAUGAAAGUAAUAAUAUGGAGGAACCAAGAGAUAUAUUGACGUUUACAAAGAAUUAUUUUCGGACAACAUUGACGGAUGAAGACAUGGAAACGUUGCUGGACCAUGUCCCAUUGAAGUACUCCAUCUACCCUCCAAUACUUUUAUUGAACAAUUCAGAGAAGAGAUCUUUCCAAAACGAAGCGUUUCAAAUGAUCUUAGUGAAAAACAAUGUCAAUGUCAACAAGUUCUAUACGGAAUUAUUAAAAUUUUUACGAGUGAAAUUUAUCUUUGCAAAUAAGCCCAUUCUAAACCAGGACGUAUUACGUCAACCUCACAAUUUAGUGAGAUUAUUCUCACUGGAUGACUCAGUAAGGGACGAAUCCAUAUGGUGUGAACUGAAGCAGAAUGGGAUCUGGCAGGUUUGGAACCCUUGCUUUACGAUGUUCUCUAGAGGAAACGUCAAAGAGAAGAAACGAGUGCUCGACACGUUUGAAGACAUCAAAGGCAACGAUGUAGUAGACCUCUACUGUGGGAUUGGAUAUUUCAGUUUCAGUUAUCUAAAACGUGGAUGUCGUUACUUUUUUGGGUUUGACUUGAACCAAUGGAGUAUAAACGGAUUCCACAAAGGGUUACAACUCAAUAAACUCGAUAAGGGGUCGAGCUGUUACGUGUUCCAAGAGACUAACGAGAUGAGUCUCUCCAGAAUUGCACACUUCAGAGAAACUCAAAAUAACAAUGCGCUACUCAGAAUUAGGCACAUCAACCUGGGAUUAUUGCCGUCCAGCAAGCAAGGGUGGCCAGUGGCCCUCAACUUAAUCUCGCAGCACCAUGACUGGGAAUCCUGUCCCAAAGUGACACUACACAUCCAUGAAAACGUGCAUUCGGAAGCCAUCAACGACAACUCCUUUGCAAGAUCCACCGUCCAAACGCUUCAAACUCUCAACGCCCUCUACCAAUACACUGACACACACCUCGAGCGCAUCAAGACGUUUGCUCCAGACGUCUGGCACGUCUGCCUCGACAUCGACGUCUCUCUCUCAGCCUGA
Molecule: messenger RNA, 1227 nt
Organism: Kazachstania africana CBS 2517
Lineage: Eukaryota; Fungi; Ascomycota; Saccharomycetes; Saccharomycetales; Saccharomycetaceae
Gene: TRM12
Product: tRNA(Phe) (4-demethylwyosine(37)-C(7)) aminocarboxypropyltransferase
Exons: 1
Coding region: 1-1227 (408 amino acids)
Biological process (GO): tRNA methylation; wybutosine biosynthetic process
Cellular component (GO): cytoplasm
Molecular function (GO): tRNA methyltransferase activity; S-adenosylmethionine-dependent methyltransferase activity
Source: RefSeq, a predicted model, not a curated record